Messenger RNA from Daphnia carinata, 2581 nucleotides. RefSeq names its product zinc finger and BTB domain-containing protein 24-like. NCBI's taxonomy places the organism in Eukaryota, Metazoa, Arthropoda, Branchiopoda, Diplostraca, Daphniidae. The transcript has 3 exons. Bases 36 to 2549 code for a protein of 837 amino acids. The record is from RefSeq and is a predicted model, not a curated record.
AAAAAGAAACGAAAAGAAAAAAAAAAAAAAAAAAAAUGGGAGACGGUGAAUCGAGCGCAAACGACAGUUGCAGAAGCAGUCCAGUCAGUUUAAUCGAACACAACAAGAUGACGGACACGAUCAACACGAGCAGAGAGAGCUCGCCGCCAUUGUGCGAUUCGGUGAAAGAGGAAGAGAACGCGGCGAGAAGUCGGAGCGCGUCGAGUCCGUGCGGAAACGUCAGCAACAAGCCGUCGGCGCAUCUUUCCUUUUCGAUUGCCCGGCUCAUUAACACAAUGCCAUCGGCCGAUGACAACAACUCGCCGACAUCAUCACCGGCUCCCGAUCACGGGCCGUCGGCAUCACAGCAGGCCUCCACCGUUCAGCCGGCACCCGUUUACCCGAUCCCGAUGUGGGCGCCGACGACGACAUCCGGCCCUACCAACGCAACCACCGCCUCUAGGCCGUCGGCAUUUGCAUCGCAAAUGAUGGCCGGCUAUUUGCCUUCACAGCCAUUGGCCGAUGGCAACGGCAGCAGUAGUUUGAAUCAAAUGUUGCGCAACGUUUUGAUGCAUCAGCCGACGGACGCGUUGGCCACGCUGAUGCGCCACUACCAGCAACAGUUUUACGCGGUCGGACAUCCGUUGCCGUUUGCGACCCACCCCGUUGGUCCAUUGGCACCCCCUUUGAAUCUGAGCGCCGGCAAUGCGAGUGGCACAUCAUCAUCGGCUGCCAAUCUGCAAAAGGUAGAAAUCUUGCGGUCAGCCGCGUCGGCCUCGCUUCACCAUCACCAACGGUCGACGCCUCUUUUGGCACCUCAUCGUAACCUUCACGAUUUCUGGUUUCACCCGGGUUUCGUUCAGCAACAACACGGUCCGUCUGCGCCGUUCAAAUCGGCCUUCGUCAAACCCACCGUUAGGCCUAACCAGCAGCAGCAGCAGCAACAACAACAACAACAACAACAACAGUAUGGUACCUCGGUUGGUCAGAGCACGAAAUCGGCGAGUGCGACGUCGCAACAACACCACUCGUCUGCCGAGUCCGCCGUCAAACGGAAGAAAGUGGAAGAGGAAGACGAGGAUGAGGACGAAGAUGAGGAAGUGAUGAUUGGCGACGACGUCGAUGACGACGACGAAGAGGACGACGAGUUGGACGAAGACGAUUUAGAAGACGACGAGGACGAAGACGAGGACGAGGACGAGGAAGAAGAAGAGGACGAAGAGAGUCACGUGAGCAGCAGCGGCGCCCCGGUCGGUUCGGACGACCCGAGUCCCGUUCGGGUCGAUCACCGACGUCGGCGUCACAACAACAACAACGCCAUCAAAAACAAAGGCGCCAAAAAGAAGAACAAAAUCGACUCGUCGUCGUCGACGAGGACGACAUCGACGACGACGACGGCGACGACGCCCAACGCGUUGGCCGACAACGGCGAUCAGCCGACGUCGCCGGCCGAUUCUUCGGCCGGCACGAUCAACGGAUCGUCCGGCAACAACAACAACAACAAAGGCCGAGUUUUUACGUGUCCCGACUGCGGGAAAAUCUUCAACGCUCACUACAACCUGACGCGUCACAUGCCGGUGCACACGGGCGCCCGUCCGUUCGUCUGCAAAGUCUGCGGCAAAGGGUUCCGUCAGGCGUCGACGCUGUGCCGCCACAAGAUCAUCCACACGGCCGAGAAGCCGCACAAGUGCUCGACGUGCGGCAAAGCCUUCAACCGCUCGUCGACGCUCAACACGCACGUCCGCAUCCACGCCGGAUUCAAGCCGUUCGUCUGCGAGCACUGCGGCAAAGGAUUCCACCAGAAGGGCAACUACAAGAACCACAAACUGACGCACAGCGUCGAAAAGGCCUACAAGUGCGUCGUCUGCAACAAGGCCUUCCACCAGGUCUACAACCUCACCUUCCACAUGCACACGCACAACGACAAGAAACCCUUUACGUGCCGCAUUUGUGGGAAAGGAUUUUGCCGCAACUUCGACCUGAAGAAACACACGCGCAAACUGCACGACGCCCAUCAGCAGCAGACGCCGUCGUCGUCAUCGUCUGCCAUGGCGGGGUCGGCCAACGGGGCCGUUACGGCGGCCAACAUGAAUUCGUCUUUCAGCUCCAACGACGGCGAAAGGAGCAGCCUGGGCAGCAGCAACGGCGCCAGUCCCGUCCACCACAACCCGCAGCCGCGUUCCGUCGUCAAGACGUCGCCAUCGGUGGUCGAGUCCGUCAUGCCGUCGCAUCAAUCGAACGCCAAUCGGAUGGCUAGAGUCAGCGGGGUAGCCAACAAAACGGCCGCUAAUCAUAAAAAUAAGCUUCACCAUCCGUCGGAGGCCAUGACUCCGUUGGCCGCAUCGCUUCGCAGUCUUCACCAACAUCUUUACCAUCACUCGACGCCGGCGAUGCCUCCACUGUCUUUAGCCACACCCUACCACCACCACCAUCACCACCACCAGACGCAUCUAAUGUCGACUGGAGGAUCGGUGGGAAGCUCGUCGGCAUCGUCCAAUCGCACCCCGACCGGAGGAGCUCCAUCGGCGACGGCUCCAUCCCGUUUGUUUCAAAUCUCUUCGCUGUUAUGACCACCAUUUUAUUGACUGUUUUAAAUUUUUUU